CAAUGAUUUGUUGUCAAAAUUGUUUUGUUUUAAAGCAGAUGCAAGUUCACCGUUGAUGAUGCCUCUUAAUUGGUACUUACUGAACAUGACCGGGUCCUUGACCAAAACCAACACCUAUGUCCGAAAGUACACGGAAGGAUCGGAGCGCAGUGGCGUGAUCAGCACUACACCCAAAGCUCCGAAAAACAGAGGAGCUUCGUUCAAGAUUACAGAAUUGGACAGAAUAUCUGCUGCCUCCGUUUCAUCGCGUAAGAGCAAUCGCUCUGGUGGCGACACAAAAGUGGCCAAGAAUUCGCCAACAAUCGAAGCAGGACCUUUGAAAAUUAAGUUAAAACCCAAAAAAGAGCCAGUCGUCCAGGAUUCUCCACAAAUGCGGCAGUUCUUCGACGAGGUGCGACAGCGGGAGCUCAAGGACUACUACCGUCAAAUGAGGGCUGCUGAAAGGGAUCCAAAGGAGACUUUGGAGUGUCCACAUUGUGGUUUGCCAAAGCGUGGAAAAGGGGAUCUCACUGCGAACAUUUACUGCAGGGGAGAUGAGAGCUUGAAGGGAAAAAUGGUUGAGGAUUGCGAUGGGUUGAGGGACCUCACUUGGUUGUGGAACUCCUCCACGGCUUACUCCCACUUAGCACUGAGUUGUGAAUGCGGUGGAGGUGGCUCCACUACCUAGUAAUCUAUUAUAAUUCUUUAUUCAGGCAUUAUUAUGUUAUAUAACCUAUAUGUUAUAC
Drosophila elegans is the source of this 725-nucleotide messenger RNA. RefSeq lists its product as uncharacterized. The record is from RefSeq and is a predicted model, not a curated record. Bases 56 to 667 code for a protein of 203 amino acids. The transcript has a single exon. NCBI's taxonomy places the organism in Eukaryota, Metazoa, Arthropoda, Insecta, Diptera, Drosophilidae.